This is a messenger RNA of Phialemonium atrogriseum, 975 nucleotides long. RefSeq lists its product as uncharacterized. The record is from RefSeq and is a predicted model, not a curated record. The transcript is spliced from 2 exons. The coding region runs from base 1 to 975 and encodes 324 amino acids. Lineage: Eukaryota; Fungi; Ascomycota; Sordariomycetes; Cephalothecales; Cephalothecaceae.
AUGCAAGGUAGCAAAGAUAGCAAUGAUAACUCGGGCCAGCGGCAGCCAGAUACCCCGACCACACCGUCGAAGCGCGGACGCCCCCGGUCCAACGCGAUCUCUGAGGGCAGCUUUACACAACCCCGGAAAAGGAAGUCAGCAGCCGAUACCGAUUCCUCAACAGAGUCCCUAGCCCCCUCUCCCAUCCGCCGCCGCCGUAACCACCGCCGCAAAGUGUCCAUUGGAGCAGCAACCCCCGACGUCCCCCCAGACGCCGUCGACCAUUCUCCUGGCAAUCCCUCAGGCCUGCCCUCGAUCCACAGCAGCAGCAGCAGCAGCAGCAGCAUGCCACCACCGCCACGUCCAAUCCCCCAAGGCGUCCGAUACCUAAACUCCUCCAACCUGCCCCUUGGCGUUCCCCUGGCCCUGCUCCCGGAACUCAGGGGCAGCAGCAGCAGCAUGCCACCACGGCCACGUCCAAUCCCCCAAGGCUUCCUAGAGCCAAACUCCUCCAACCCGCCCCUUGGUAUUCCCCCGGCCCUGCCCCCGAUCCACAGCAGCAGCAGCAGCAGCAGCAGCAUGCCACCACCGCCACGUCCAACCCCCCAAGGCGUCUUAGACCUAAACUCCUCCAACCCUCCCCUUGGCAUUCCCCCAGCCCUGCUCCCGGAACGCAGGGGCAGCAGCAGCAUCAUACUACCACCGCUACACCUAAUCCUCCAAGACGUCCUAGACACAGCCGCCUUCGCACUGCGCUUUGGCAUUCCGCCUGCCCAAGCCCCGCAACGCAGGGCCAGCAACAGUGGCAUCCCCUUGGGACCCCAGAACGAUGCUGUGGUGUGGAGCGGCUGGGAGCAUGAGAAGUCGAAGGGAAAUGAGAAGGAAAGGGAAGGGGAGAAGGUGAGGGAGAAAGGCGAGGAUACAGAUACUUGCAAGGGCAAGGAGAGAAAAAGGGAGCAUGAAAAAGAUGACGGGCAGGAGAAGGGGAAAGGGUAG